Messenger RNA from Oldenlandia corymbosa var. corymbosa, 3925 nucleotides. The record is from the annotation of a GenBank genome assembly. NCBI's taxonomy places the organism in Eukaryota, Viridiplantae, Streptophyta, Magnoliopsida, Gentianales, Rubiaceae.
GAAAAGAAAAAGAAAAACAAAAAGAAAAAUUCUUCAAACCUUAUUCUUCUCCCUCCCCACCAUUAGUCCAACUCCCUCAAAUCUCUCUCUAUCUUCCUCCCCUUUCCUUUUACCUUUCUCUCUCACACACUCACACAGUUACAAUCUCCCUCUCUCUUUCUAUCUCUCUCUCCAAUCAUCCAUUACUUAAUCAAUCAUCAAAAUCUGAAGAAAAGCUUUUUUCUUUUCCAACUGUGGAACCUAAACAGGGAAACCCCACACAAGGUUAAAAGAAGAAAAAAAAAAAAAAGGAAAAGGAAAAAAGAAACACAAAAACCAUCACCACCACCACCAACAACAGCAACAACAACCAGUCCCUCCCAAGAAACCAGAAGAUUCCCAAUUUUUAAUCUGAAAUUUUUUUCUGACUUUUUUUGUUUUUUUUAAAAAAGAAAGCUUUCAUUUGUGCCACCAUUUCCAUUCACCUUCACCAUCUCCACAGACCCAUAUCUCUUUCCUUCCUUUCUUCUUCCACCAUUAUUUGUUCUUAUCAGAUAUACACAAACGAAGAACAGAACAUAGUAGAAAAAGAAAAAAAGAUUGAUUUUUUUCUUAGCCCUAACCCCCAUUUUACUUAUUCUUUUUUGUCCCUUGCUUUAUCUUUAGGAAAAUCAACAGAUUAGCCCCAAAAUAGGAGCAACCCAUUUGUGGGUAUUGCUUGAAUCCGCAAGGAAUUUGCAUAAUAAAUGUCCCAGAUGAAGCACAUUGACAAUAUCCCGUCGACCCCAGGAAAGUUCAAGAUGGAGAAAUCUCCAUACAAUAGAUGGAGGCUACAUUUCUCCCUGGCCAAGCUUACUUUUUGGUCCUUUGUCUUCUUGGGCGUGAUCUUUAUGUUCUUCUUCAGAUCACCUUCUCCCCCCUCACCCCAUUCCUCAGAUCUCUCGAGAAGGUCCCUCAGAACGAGCUCUUAUGACGACCCUGCCUGGGAGAAGAGGAUCAAAGCCUCCGCCAAAGUCAGGUCGAGAAAUGGUAUGUCUGUUUUGGUUACCGGAGCUGCUGGUUUUGUAGGCACUCAUGUUUCUUCUGCCCUGAAACGCCGUGGGGAUGGCAUUGUAGGGCUUGAUAAUUUCAAUGAUUAUUAUGAUCAAUCAUUAAAAAGAGCCCGGCAAGCGCUGUUAGAGCGCUCCGGGGUGUACAUUGUGGAGGGUGAUAUUAAUGAUGUUGCUCUGUUAAAGAAGCUUUUUGACACUGUACAAUUUACUCAUGUUAUGCAUUUGGCCGCUCAGGCUGGUGUGCGUUAUGCCAUGGAAAAUCCUAGCUCUUAUGUGCAUAGUAAUAUUGCUGGCCUAGUUAGUUUACUUGAGGUUUGCAAAAGUGCGAAUCCCCAACCUGCAAUUGUUUGGGCAUCCUCUAGUUCCGUUUAUGGAUUGAAUUCUAAGGUGCCCUUUUCGGAAAAAGAUAGGACAGACCAGCCUGCAAGUUUGUAUGCUGCUACUAAGAAGGCUGGUGAGGAGAUCGCACAUACUUAUAAUCACAUUUAUGGGCUCUCGUUGACUGGAUUGAGAUUCUUCACCGUUUAUGGACCUUGGGGGAGACCAGACAUGGCUUAUUUCUUCUUUACCAGAGAUAUUUUGAAAGGGAAGUCCAUUCAGAUUUUUGAGGGAGCUAAUCAUGGUACAGUUGCCAGAGAUUUUACCUACAUAGAUGAUAUUGUAAAGGGUUGUUUGGCUUCGUUGGAUACUGCGGAGAAGAGCACAGGCAGUGGUGGGAAGAAGAAAGGGCCGGCUCAGUUGAGGGUGUUCAAUUUGGGGAACACUUCACCUGUGCCGGUUUCGGAACUUGUCAACAUUUUGGAGAGGUUGCUGAAGGUGAAGGCUAAGAAAACUAUAAUGAAGUUGCCAAGGAAUGGGGAUGUGCCAUAUACCCAUGCCAAUAUCAGCUCGGCUCAGAGGGAACUCGGAUACAAGCCUACAACUGAUCUACAAACAGGGCUGAAGAAAUUUGUCAGGUGGUACCUCAGUUACUACGGUAAUGGGAAAAAGAGUGCCCAGUGAUACAUUCAUUCAUUUGUGUGGUAGGAUCAUUCGAUUCUUGUUCAUUUUGAUUCUUACAAUUGUUUUUAACAUAUCUCUGUUGGUUACCCCCCAUUAUCUUGUUCACAUAUAUCCUCAUGAUGCCUUGCGAGGGGGCAUUUCCUAUUCCACGAUGAAGAAGCUUUUAUGUUUGGUGAUUGAUGGAUAACUGUUUGCUGGGCAUCGUGGUUCUGUACCAAAAGAAACCUCAAUACCACCUUUUUUCAGUCCUGGGGAUGUAAUUGUUGUAGUUUCAUUACUGUAGAAUUUGUGACCAUAGAACAAUUUGCUGAUUGGUGGACGUGUAUCACUUUAUGAGACUUAAAAUAAAAAUAGCACACGAUACUUCAGCUAUUAUUAAUUCUUAUAGAUAUAUCUUAUUCAUUUAUGCUUCACAUUGCACUUACUUUGCAUCAAAUUUGUGGUGUACUGUAAUGUCAAUGGUUCAAUUUUUUCCAUUCAAUAUACAGAAAGUUGGCUAUUCAGCUGAUCAUGACUUUCACCAAGCCUGUCACAGCCUUUUGAAUAUGUUUUGUAGUGUUUACCAUUGAUGUCUAUUCAUUCUUUAUCUUUUUAUUGUGAAGCACUCUGUAAACAGUUUUGUAAAUCUGUUGUUUCUGCGGCCCCUGGCUUUUGCUUGUUUUGGGUUUUAGGAGUUAAUGGAUUUGUAGCCAAUUAUGAUUUCUUGGAAGAUAGAAUAAGAAGAAGACUCCACUGGGUAACAUUUAGAAGUUAUGGUCGUUUUUCUUGCACCUAUUCAGGGUUUAGAAUAAUAACACAGAACUCCAAAAGCUUAGAGGAGGAUCUUGAAAGAAGAUUGAUGUUUCUGGAUCUUGACAGAAGAUUGAUGUUUGCAAUUUGUGUUCGUAUUUUGUUACGAUCUUUGUCAGAGAAACUCUAAGGUCAGUGGCUUACUUUGGUCACCACUUAUUGCCUGAGUCUUUCCUCUUUAGCUCAAAAGGUUAUGGGAUAUAAAAAGGAAAGAACAGACAUUAUUUCCUUAUAGGUCAUAAUUAUUGCCUAAAACCAAUAGUUUAAUUAAGUUGUAGGAUUUAGGUUACUCAGCAGUCCUUUAAGGAAUGUUGCAAUGUUCAUCGGGGUAUUGAGAAAUGACUAAAUUCAUUACUUUCUGUAGUUUUAAUAUAGAUAUGUUCAGAGUUGCACGGCGGUGUGGUUUAAUGAAGUUUUACGGAAGGGACUAUGAUCAUUUUAUCUUUAAGUUUUGGUUAGUCUGGUUUGGCUUUUUGUAUUAAAUGAAGUUACAAAACACCCUUCAGUUUGUAUUGGAUGUGAUUUUUUCAGCCAAUGAUACCUCUCAUUGGUUGGAAACAGUACCUUUAUCUACAUGUUAAGCAUUUUUGUUUGCACAGAUAUCUGGUUCCUUUCCUUAGAACAUUGUGGUGGUUCAAUUUGUUUUGCUGCUGCAAACAAAAUUUCUAUACCAAAUUGAGCACAUUGAACUAUCUCAUUUCCUCUUCUCGCCAUUUUACUUUGUUCCAAGGGUUGGCUUGUUAGUGUUCUGUGGAACCCUAGUCUGUUCUCCUGCAAUAACGUUUGUGAUUCUGGCUUGUUGCUGGAGCUGAUAGUAUUCAUUUGAUAUUAGUAGUUUCUGAUUACAAUGAGCACGUCAUCCUUCUGUAAAGCGAAAGAUUCACUAGAGGCUCGAUUUCUCUAGCUCUGUAUUACCUGCAUUGAUAUAAACAGACUCACAGUUUCUGAGUUCUUUCUUGAUGGAAAAUUGUUGCCCUGUCCUUUAAAACUGUUGCAUGGCUUUUCUGAACACAACGGCAUUGUAAAGUGUAAACAUGUACUGUAUAGUCAGUAUUUCGUUUAGUUUGGUUAAGUGGUGUCUACUUUACCAACUCUUGAGAAUG